Messenger RNA from Oldenlandia corymbosa var. corymbosa, 573 nucleotides. The record is from the annotation of a GenBank genome assembly. NCBI's taxonomy places the organism in Eukaryota, Viridiplantae, Streptophyta, Magnoliopsida, Gentianales, Rubiaceae.
AUGGAUUUGCUUCAUCCGAAACAACAUUUACAGCAGUCAUCCCAAGUCAAGCAAAAGAAUCCGCAGGAAACAAACAAGCCAUCGCAAGUCACACAUAUAGUUGAGCCGGCUGAGGCUCCACAAGUUGAAACUCCUCAAGUAGAGGUUGUCGCGCAUACACAAAAUGGGCCGGUGGAAUCAGCGAUCCAACCAGAAGAUCCCCCUGUUAUGCUGUUGUUGGAAGAUCAACAAGCCAUCACCGCCGAACAACAAACUAUCGAUGCUACUCCGGAGCAAAUCAAUGAAGUAAACGUGCAACAAGUCUCAGCAGCCCAGAAAGACGCUAAAGAUUCGCUUGGGGAGCAUCAGGCCAUUGAAACUUUCGUUGCGACCCAACUCAACACCGCGACUGAAACCCUUGGUGCCGCCGCUACUGCUGCUCAACCGGUUUCUGUUGUUUCUGAUAAUCCGAUGAUUGAAACUGAGAAAUCCAUAUCACUUCAGUCUUCUUCGAUGGCUGCUAAAUUGUCAAUGGUGGAACUACGACGGGAAUCUCAAUUACAGCCGGCGAACUCCCCAAGAUUUCACACUUGA